CCUCUGUCUCACCUCUCAUGCUGCCAUCUUUAAUCCUCUCCAGAACUGUUCUCUGGAAAAUUCUUGAACGUGUGUUGAAAGUUGUCAGGCCCGGUUUGGGUAUUGGUUUUGUCAUCUGUGAAGUAGUUUCAGGAAUUUCCUGUAACCUGCAGCCUCUGGCCUGGAACCAGGUGAGAAGGAGGUCAUUGUGUCCUCCAAAAGUAAAACAUUGUUACAAAAAGCUGUUAAAUGCAGAGAAAGAUGUUUCUUAUAGUGGGAGCCGUGGAUCCAAGACAAUGCCUUGGCACUUGAUGGAUCAGCAAGAACUUAAUGAGGUCUCUUUCAUCAGUUGAGGUUUCAACAAUGCCUUCCACUAAUAUACUUUCAUGUAGACCCAUUUACUAGGCUUUUAAACAGGAAGCCAUCUGCCUGGGUCAGCCAGUAGGGUUUCUUGCACCAGUAUGUCAAGUGUUUUGGCAGAACUUAUCAGAGCAUUGCAAUCAUCAAAUACUACAUUAUGUAGGCCUGGAUGUUCUCCCACUGGGGCAACUUUUGUGGGGUAAUCAACCACAGUCUUAUAGACCUCUUUUUAACAUUUCAUGCAGAAGUUCAGUUUUAUGUUUGCUUUAGACCUCCUGUUAUAAGAGCUGUGGACAGUUGACCAUCCACAUUAGUCUGGUUCUGUGCAUGGAUCAUGCUGACCUUAAUAUUGAAGAAUUGGAUUUUGAUGUUUUCCUCUCCCCAGAUUCUAGAUGAUGUAGACAGUGAAAGUGUUGAUAAAUUAGGUCUUUGUCAGUCUUUGUCAGACUACUUCACAAAAUAUGAUCCUCAUUACUGUAGGAACUUUGCUAAUUUAGAAACAAAGUACUUUAGAAAACUAAGUUGCUGGGAGAUUCAUACCAGCCCUUGCAUGAGCAUAUUGGAAAGGUACACACAGUCACUGUCAUGUGAAUAUUUCACUGUAGUAUUUCCUAAAGGUUCCCAUCAAGAAGGGGGAAAAAUCUACUUUGCUUGUCUUGAUAAUUUUUUCCAUAUUGUGGGCCCCAUAUUAGGGUAGUUCUUAAAAAUAUAUUGAACAAGUAAGGGGAAAAACAAAAACCUUAGACAUGCUAGUCAUGUCUAAUUGUGCCCAGAAUCUCUCCUAGUUUGCCUGUGCUGUGCCACUGGGGUUACAGAGGUCCAGGAAGGAGUUGUUGGUACCACCAGAUAGCCACCUGAAGAAUGCCCCUAGGAGUAUUCUUUCUUGAUUAGCCCAUCCAGGGCCACCGUAUGGACCAUACACCAGACACCUGGCUGAGGCAUUGCCAUUUCACUGCUCUUAGCAGUGAACACCUGUCAUCCUCUCUCCUACACAAGAGCCUGACGCAUCUGGAUCUCGGGUCUAACCAGCUACACGAUAAUGGAGUGAUGCUCCUGUGUGAUGUCUUUUGGCAUCCAUGCUGUGAUCUUCAGCACCUGGAAUUGAUGGGCUGUAUUCUUACUAGUACACGUUGUCUGGAUCUGGCUUCUGCUAUUUUGAACAACCCAAACCUGUGGACCCUGGACCUUGGGAACAAUGACUUGCAGGAUGAUGGAAUUAAAAUUCUGUGUGAGGCUUUGAGACAUCCAAACUGUAACAUUCAGAGGCUUGGGCUGAAAUACUGUGGCUUGACUCUCUGUUGUCAAAAUCUGUCUUCUACUCUUAGCAGCAACCAAAAACUGUUAAAAAUAAAUCUGACGCAGAAUACUUUAGGGUGUGAAGGCAUUAUGUAAUUAUGUGAAGUCCAGAGGUCUCCCGAAUGUGAAUUACAAGUGCUAGGGUUGUGCAAAGAGGCAUUUGAUGAGGAAGCCCAGAAGCUGCUGGAAGCUGUGGCAGUUAGCAGUCCUCACCUACUCAGUUAGCCUGAUUGUAAUGAUCAUAGUGAAGAAAACCGUUCCUGGUGGCAGUGUUUCUGA
Manis pentadactyla (Chinese pangolin) is the source of this 1914-nucleotide messenger RNA. RefSeq names its product NACHT, LRR and PYD domains-containing protein 14-like. The record is from RefSeq and is a predicted model, not a curated record. Gene Ontology annotation, biological process: regulation of inflammatory response. Gene Ontology annotation, molecular function: protein binding. Gene Ontology annotation, cellular component: cytoplasm. Lineage: Eukaryota; Metazoa; Chordata; Mammalia; Pholidota; Manidae.